UCCCGUCCCGUAGAGUAUCGCACCGCUCGCCACCCGCUAUCCACAGCAGUUUCAGCCAGCCGCCCGCCUGCCAGUGUCCCACCGCACGCCGAACCGUUUGCACUCAGAAGCGAUCAGGGAGCCCUUCUCUCCCUCGACUUCCCCCUUCGAGAGAGAGACGCGCGCGCGCUCUUCCACCCCGGCGAGUCGCGCAUCGCGUACCCGCUGCUAUACACCGCCUCUAUAUCCGUUUCUCCCUCGCUCCUUUGCUCCUUUACUUCUUUGCUCCCUCGCCUUCGUUACGCACGCUAUUUCUCUUCAUUUUUCUCGACGGGACGGUCGUGCCGUCUUUGUCCCGCUUUCCGCUCCGUCCGAUCAUCGUCGUCUUCUUUUCCUUCCCUCUAGUAUUUCCCUUCGUUCGCCCUUCUCGUUCUCCUCUUCCACCACUUCUUCUUCCUCUCCUCCCGCCUCGGCUUCUACUUGUCCCUACUCUUUUCGUCCCAUCCUUGUGCUCCUUCUAUUUUCCGUCGUCAGUCAUACUCGGAACGCACGAGCACCGGCUAUCGUUCUCUUCGUCCUCGUCCCCCUCUGUAUAUCCCUCUCUAUCCGUCGGCCGCCGUUCGGCGUGUUUAACCUCCCGCCGUCCCACCACUCUGCCCCUCCACUGCUGACACUCGGCUUCUGUCUCCGUUCGGAGCACGAGCGGCCCAUUCGUACCGUCUCGUUCGCUCGGCUCCUUUCGUUCCGUGCCGGCCGUGUCCCUCUUUCUCGCUCCUGAGAGUAGCGCCGGUGUGUACUCCCGUGCUGUCACCUGAUCGCGGGACGCUUUUCGCGGGUGAGAUACCUCUCGGCCACCGAGUCAACCGAGUCUGCCGCCACCGCCGCCGUCGCUCGGUUUUCCGCCGCCUCCGCGUCCCGCCGCCGUUGUCGCCGCCGCCACUGCCGCUCUGCCGCCGCCGCCGUCGCCGUCGCCGUCGCCGCCGCCGCCGCCACCGCCACCGCCACCGCCGACGGCCUCUUCCUUCGGCAUCUGCUCCUACUCUCCUCCUUCUUCCUCUUUCUUCGUUCGUAGCGCGCGCGCUCUCCUUUUCCUUUCCGUCUCGCGCGGACACGUCGUGCUGCUCUCUUCCUAUACUCGGCUCGUUGCCGCCGCGCGACGUCGAACGUGCGCGCGGCUAGCUGGUGGUUUCCGAGAGGGAACGAAAAGAACCACACGAAGAAAAAGAAAAGAAAAGGGAAAAACAGAAAACGGUGAGAAAGACCGACGGACCCGACGCAGCUACGAGAGAAAGAGAACCGUCCGACCGAAACAGAGACGGAGUCAAAGAGAGAGAGAGAGAGAACGCAGAGAGAGAGAGAGAGAGAGAAACGUCGAGGGAUACAGAGAGCGACAGACAGAGGGAAAGAGAGAGAGAGACAGAGAGAGAGAGAGAGAGUGAGAGAGCGGUAGAGAGAGAGAGAAGUGCGCGCUACCGACAUCGUCCAACCGCGACUCGCUUGCCCGAUCUCUCGCCUCUUCUUCCUCCUUUCACGGAUCUUCGCCGGUGCACGUCUGAAGCCGACUGGAGAGGGAGGUGACACUUUCGGAACGUGGACAUGCGGCACGCACGGAUCGUCACGCUGGAUACGUGAGGAUUCAGAAUUCUCCUGGCUACCGUGAUCUGCUACAGGGUUCCCCGGCGAUUUUCCGUUCCGUGGCCGGAACUCGACGACAUCGAGGCCGCCAAACCGUCGCAUCGCGGACAGACUCGUUCGUCAGCCGCGUUAACACCAGCGGGUAGCACACCACCCAGUGGCACCGGUGCGUGUCUGUGAAUUAGCAAGUGUCCCGUGUGCCCCAAUACAUCCAUAUAUAGAGCAUACCUUCGUAUCGGUGCAUCAUAGAAGGAUAAUGCUGGUGGUGGUUGUCGGUUUCGGUGAUCGACGACGAUGCAGUCGGUGAACUAGUGACAGUGUAAAAUCGAUCGUCAGAGAAACCGGCUAGCCGGGCGGUCCUAAAUAUAGCUGGGAAUAAUGGCCAGCGCGACAAUGGGUCUCCGUCGCAGAGUGCCGGUGAACAAUUCGCCGACCCCGUCGGGCCAAUCCGUGUCCGCGUCCAGCGGGUCCAGCAAACGCUCGAGGUCCGAGAACAACAACAGCCCGUCCCACGGAAAUCUGAACUCGAUGAACGCCUCGCGGGACGAGCCGCCUACCAAGAAGUCCCGCGGCACAUCGACCAGCGCUACCAAGGCUGCGUCCUCGGCGUCCUCGAACUCCUCGUCCCCGGAGGUCAGCCCGUCCUCGAAGAGCCGCGGCGGCUCGGUAUCGAGAUCCGCGCAGGCAAAGACCUCGACGCCGCCGGGCUCCGGGGCAGACGCGUCGACGAACGGCGCGCUCUCCGCCAGCUGGCCGGCACAGCCGAACAUGUCCGACAUGUCGACCUACGCGUCCGUGCCCGGCCUCGGCAUGGCCGCUAGUCCGAACGCCGGUCUCUGCGCUGGGAGCCUCAGCAUGCCCACCCCUAUACCGUACAUGUCCUCCUCGAUGGCGACGUUCGUCGGCAACGCGACCAACCUCGGCAAGAGCUCGUCGGUCUCCUAUCUGGACAUCUCGAAUAUGACCGGAGGGUCGCUGAGCUCGAGCGCGGCCGGUUUGAAUUCGGGCUACGUAGCCGGGAACGGGAACGCCGGGAACGGCAUCGACUCGAAGACCGGCGUGCCCAUCCCGUUCCCCGGCAUCGCUUCCGGCGUGAACGGCGACUACGGUAUGCAGAAGGGCCAGCCGGAAAACGUCAGCCUGCCGAAAAAGUUCCAGAGCGACGGCAUGUUCAACGCGUACCAGCCGUGGGUGAUCAAGACGUACGGCGACCUGGCCAAGACCAAAACGAUCACGAUCAAGAAGUACGCGCGCAUCCUGAGAACACUGCGGGGUGAGGAAGUGAACAGUGCGGAGAACAGUAAGUUUCGGUUUUGGGUGAAGAGCAAGGGCUUCCACAUUGGCCAGCCGGAAGGAUACGACGCGAAACCGGCGGACAGGAUUAUCGGGCGUCAUGCAGUGACGAGUCCUGGAUUGGAUCCUCCGCUGUACGUGCCCACACAGCUGCCGCACAACAAGGCAUUAAAUGGCGCCGAGGGUACCGUGCCACCAGGAAGAGUGUACAAGAAAGUCGCGAUCGUGGAGAACUUUUUCGACAUUAUUCAUGCUGUUCACGUUGACCUUGAGGGUCGUCCCGGAAAGCAUGCCGGUCAGAAGAGAACGUACAGGACGAUCACGGAAACGUACGCGUUCCUACCGCGGGAGGCGGUAACGCGAUUUCUGUUGGGCUGCACGGAAUGCCAACGACGCCCGCGGACCCCGAGCCCGACGAAUAUAUCCAACCAGACGCAGCAGAGCAACGCCGCGACGGCUCUAACGACGACGCAGACACCGUUGAGCCCGAGCACCGCCGGAGGUCUGACGACGGCGUCGACGACGUCGUCCUCGUCGCAGGGCGGUUCGAAGUCGCGGGACGGAGGCCAUCAGCCCGGCGAGACCAAGGCCCUGUACAGCUACAGGCAUCAAAAGCAUCACAAGAGCAACGCUUCGGUGUCGACGACGACGGCGGCGACGACGACGACGACGAUGUCGACGACGAUGACGACGACGACGACGACGUCGACGACGGAGAAGCCUGAGAAGGAGAAGGAGGAGAAGUACAAUCCCCUGAGCAUCACAAAUCUGCUAAAGAAAGAGCCGGUGACCGGCGGCUUUCUGCCGAGCGCGGACCGAGCGGAGGCUCUGCCCGAGUCCAGGCGAACCCCCGAGUCGGACCGGGCCAGCUCGAGAAGCUCUGCCUCGUCAAAGAGGAAAAGGAUGUUGCCAGAGGGCCGGACACCGUCACCCCAGCCCAGCCAGCCGUUGCCAAGGCCGUGGAGCCCAGGCCUCGACCCGAAGAACACGCCCAUCGACUACAGUCUUCCCAUCACUACCUCAUACCUGAAGCAUCAGCAGAGGCUACUGCAGGCGGAGAAGAACAAGGCCGCCGCGAUCAAGGAGUCCGAGAUCGAGCAGAAGGUGACCGUUCUGCCCGCCGAGGAGAUCGACAGCGUGGAGAGGGAGAGAUACUCGCCGGCGACCGGACUGAUCGAUACCAAUCUGAACCUAUUGGCCACCAUUCAGCACCUGCACUGCCAAGUGAUGCUGGCCCUAACCGAGAGGCUCCGGCCGUCCAUCACGAUGCCGAGCCCGUUGGUCCUGCCGACGGCGGCCAACAUACUUACCAGCGGCAUGAUCAUCGGCUCGGAGGUGUCCGUUCAAACCGGCGAGCAUCACACGUGAGGACAUCGCGGACGCGCGUAAUAAGAAUAUAUAGGUACUGCGAGAAGGACCAAAGGAUCAAGACUAACUCUGCUACCGUUGUCUAAUUAACUCCUCCUUUGAACGCCGCACUCGCCUCUGCUCUGCGAUUCGAGCACCUCGCAAUCGCGCCGGGCAGACACGGUGCUGGAAAUGCCGACGUAGUUGUUGGUUGGUCGGUCGGUUGUUGUUGUUACAGAGGACUCGCAGAAACGGCACUAGCCGCGGCAUUCUAUCGCGAUUCAGGGGACGGAGUUACAGGACUUUUUCGGGAGAAGUUUCUCGAAAACGCGCGCGCGCCCGCGGAGACCGUUCUCGGGUCUCCCUUAGCGACACUUUUCAUUUCGCUGGUCGAUGAGUCGUUAUAUUUGCCAAGCACCGAUGAUUCGAUUUAAGGUUUAUUUAUCGCCUGGUGGUGACUGCGGACGACGAACAGAUAUAAAGAAAAAAAAAACGCAUGUAUUUAACCCCCGUGUAAAUGUAGAUAUUUAAUCGAUCGCGGCCCAAACCGUCUGGGCUGAUUCCGGUUCGGGACUUCGAGAUAAUAGAAUUCUUAAGGUUUCAUCGGGAAACGAUACGACGUUAGUAGUCUCGGCUAGGAAAGAAAAAAAAAACCUUGUCCGCAGUCUCCGAGGGCAACGCUAACGCGGCUAAUAUCCGGUCCGACCUGCCAUUCGAACUAUCGGAUUACCCGAUCAUCUAUUAAACCGGAUAAGAUCAAUUACUUUGCCGGCGUUCCGGCGACAACGUCAGUUAACCGGACCGGCGCGCGGGUCGGGUCGGGUCGGAUCGGAUCGGUCCGCGUCCCGCUCCGUUCCGUUCCGUGUUCCCGAUAUAGUAGACGGUGAAACGGGCGACGAAUUAUUCGCGAGUCCUGUCAAAAUGUGGGUCGAACGCGUCGCGUGUCACCGAUUUCAAGGGGGCGCCGCCGCAAGUCGAAUCCGGCCGCGGAUCGGAAGCGGACGCGCGGUAUUUAAAGAUCCGGCUCCCGUGGACCCGAAACGGACGGCGAAUUCGACAGGGAUGAUUGUUCGGCGAGGACAGCUUCUGAAUAUUUAAUGAUCGGCGAAGAUUGCCGUUGCUGCUGAUGACCCGCCGCGGCCAUUUCGGUCGACUGCCUGUCGAUUGAUGGAAGUCACCGGUCCGUUCUCUACCGAUUUCGGAUGUACGCCGAUUGAAAUUUUCUCGGCGAACCUCCCUCCCCUCCCCUCCCUCAUUCCUCUUCAUUUCCGACCGACAGUGAAACGUUUUUGUGUUCGCCGGAUGGUCGCGAUGAUCGUCGGCUCCGAACUGAGCUAUUUUAAGGAACGUUUCGAUUAUUAGUCGAAUUUUCGAUACCGAUCGACCUGUUUCGGAAGAGCUUUUUAUUCUUGUCCGAGAUCGAGGUUUUGAUUACUUUUAAGCCACCGAUGCGAUUGCAAUUGUUUUUGAAUAUUUCGCGAGGCUCGAAUGAUUUCAGUUAAACGAGAACGAAAUUUCAAGAUACGAUUUCAUGUUGAAAAAUUGAAUAACGUCGAUGCACUGAUCUUCGAAACGGAAUCACUAUUUUGACAUACGGAAACCUCGUUUUUGUCAUCGGAAUUGUUCCAUCGAUAUCGAAACUGUAUCCCUUGACAUCACCUUGAUCUUUUGAGUGAACAAUGUUGUUCCGAUUAAAGGAAUUAAAUUUGUAUUUUAACGUUUCUGAAAUAUUUUGGUGGAGAUUAUUCAAUAAAAAUUCGUUGAAAAAUGAACGUUCUACGACGGCUCUCCUUUUGUUUGGGUUUCAAUGUUCCUGAUUUGGUUCCAAUUCGACAGCGGCACUAAUGGUGGAUUGCGCUUAUGAUUACAGUUAGUGACAUAAGGGAUGAGAACGCUGUCUCAACACGUUCGCUACCAAAAAAUACAUUUAUACCUUUUGCAGUUGGAAAGAUUAAACGUGCACUGAAACGUAAGUUGAAAUGAGAAAUUAUUUUCUAUGUUUCGCGCUUCAGAAAUAUUUUCAAAAUUAUUUUUGACAAAUUCUUGCAGUCGAUGGAAUCCGGUAUCCGCUAAUUAACAUAAUGCACGCGCACGUUGAAGACGUUGUUCCGCGAUUGAAGAGAACAAUCUCAAAGAAAUGUUGCUGAUUUAACAUUGGAAUUACAAUCGAGCUGCAUUUAAAUCCCUAUUUAAUCAUUCCAACUUACACCGUUGAAUGAAGUUGUUCGACGCUUUGGCUGUCAUACGAACAACCUUGAACAUUUUAUGGAAUUAAGAGAACAUUUCAUUAAAAUUGGAAAACUAAGUUGUGUGACAUGAAUUACUUUCUCGAAAUUUGUACACGUUGCCGAGCCUAAUCAAAUCAGGAAGGUAUAACAGCUUAGCGUGAAAAAUUAAUUUCCGAAUUUAAACAAACAAUUCCGUGGCACAUGUAUGCAUGUAUGCAUGAGCGAUGCCGUGGUCGAAGCGUUGAUUUGUCCAGCUUUUGUUCAGCCGGUCUAUCGCGAACUUCACGCGCGAAAGUCUAAAAGUCUGUGAAUUAUUUAUUCUUCUGAUCUUGAAAUCACAAAAAUCGGUGGAAAAUUGGGCACGAUCUCUCGUACCAUUUACAAAUCUAGAUCACGGCGAGGAACGCGCGUUGCCGUUCGACCACGUAUGAAUAAUCGUUUCCAAGGAACUGGGAGUCGACUUACCACGAAUGUUGUCACGUAUACCAAAGGCGGAACAGUCGCGACUGCUAUUUUCUUGGAACUUGACCGAAUUGUUUUGUCGUUGUUGGAACUAUCAUCGUGGACCGGGAGUGGAUCGCGGGGGGUGUGACCCACCGUCACCGUCGCCGUCGUCUCAGCGACGCUAAACUUUUUCGUAUUUGACCGUGUAGCCUAGCCUUGUGUAUGAUAUUAAAUGCCUAGAAGGUAGUGAUUUUCCGUGUAUCAUAUAGCUUGUCGUUAACCGGUGAACCUCGAGUACAACAUGAAGGUACAUUAGGACGUUAAGACGCGAUCAAAACACGGACUCGUUUUCUGCUAGGCGUUCGAUAAUCGUCGUUAAAGUAGCCGCGAAGAGGGCACGUGUAUGAGAGAGAGAGAGAGAGAGAGAGAGAGAGAGAGAGAGAGAGAUACUCGGAAAGUGUUGGAUAGCACCGGAAUCUAAUAUUAUUUUGUAUAUAAUCGUUGUAUCAUAGCGCAGUUAGUUGUUAAGGGUGAGAACGCGCGACUGUAUUAUUAUGAGUAAUUAUUGCUAAUUAUUAUUAUUAUUACCGUGACAGUUGUCAUCCUUAUAACUAUUAUUAUUAUUAUUAAUUAUUAUUUUAUUAUAUUUAAAUUGCACAUGAACCAGAUGGGAAAAUAUAUGAGAUCACUAAAAUCCGAAA
Messenger RNA from Megalopta genalis, 7627 nucleotides. RefSeq lists its product as uncharacterized. NCBI's taxonomy places the organism in Eukaryota, Metazoa, Arthropoda, Insecta, Hymenoptera, Halictidae. The record is from RefSeq and is a predicted model, not a curated record.